This is a messenger RNA of Tetranychus urticae (two-spotted spider mite), 1020 nucleotides long. RefSeq names its product cofilin/actin-depolymerizing factor homolog. Gene Ontology annotation, cellular component: actin cytoskeleton. Gene Ontology annotation, molecular function: actin binding. NCBI's taxonomy places the organism in Eukaryota, Metazoa, Arthropoda, Arachnida, Trombidiformes, Tetranychidae. The record is from RefSeq and is a predicted model, not a curated record. Gene Ontology annotation, biological process: actin filament depolymerization.
CGGUUGAGCCUUUGAGUCUUUUUUUGGUUAAGUUAUUUCAUGAACGGAUGUGACGCGAGAGAUCACGUGGUUGAUGCGCAUUCUCAAUUUCAACUGUAACCGCCGGUGUCAAUUUUAGCUCAGAUCUCUCACUUUUGCGUUAAUUUCAGUAUCAUUUUUUUUCCUCUCAAUAAAACUUGUCUAUUUGCCUUGGUGGUUUCAUCCUUCACAUAUUUGCCCAUUUAAAUUUCAAUAUUAUUGACUUUUGUAUAUUAUUUGUUAAAGUGUCUUCAACAUUGUAAUUAAUCUCUUUCUUUUCUCACCACCAUGUCAUCUGGAGUUACUGUAUCCACGGAAGCAAAAACCGUAUAUGAAGAAGUUAAAAAGGAUAGGAAAUACCGAUAUAUAAUCUACCAUAUAAAGGAUGAAAGAGUAAUUGAUGUGGAAUCAACAGGACCUCGGGAUGCAACUUAUGCCGAUUUUCUAGAGGAAUUAAACAAAUUCAAGACAGAAUGUCGUUACUGUGUUUUCGAUUUCCCGGCCAAUAUUCCCGUUGAGGGAUCGCAGGAUACGCAAAGUAUGAGUGUUAACAGACUCAUUCUCAUGAGAUGGUGCCCAGAGGGGGCUAGAGUUAAACAAAAGAUGCUUUACUCAAGUAGUUACGAAGCUCUUAAAAGAGCACUAGUUGGAAUCUACAAAUACAUCCAAGCAUGUGAAUUCGAGGAGGCCAGUCAAGCAGCCAUUGAUGAUGCCUUCAGGAAGAGCGGAGGAAAAUAGUCUUGCAAACGACACAAAGCAUAAAAUCCUUCCCCACCUUCUUUGAAUUUCUAACAAGAUCUAAUUUGUCUUACAAUCAAAGUGAUAAUGUAUUAAUACCAUUCAAUUGUGUAACUCCAGUCUGUAACUCAAUCUAUCAUUGAUUCAUUUAAUUACCUCAAUCAUUUUGUUUUGUUUCCUUCAAUCGGCUGUAAUUGCUACAGAAUAAUUAAAUUAGAUGAUUAAUAAGACAACAAUAAAUUGAUCAUUUUUAACCUUUCAAAA